AAUGCAGUGUUUAUGAAGUGGAGAACACUGAGCAGAAAACAGUCAUCAGUGAUCUAACAGAAAAAGUUGCUGCACUGAAGGAAAAGACUUUGAAACAAGAUGGCGUGGUAGAGUCGAUGCAGCUGGAUCUGGACCAGACAAAUGAAGAGCUUGACAAAUUGAAUACAAGCCAUUUAGAGGAAAGAUCUCAACUUAUUCAAGAUCUCCAGAAACGUGAAAGAGAAAUUGAUAAUCUUAAAGAAGCACUGGCAGAAAAAGACAGGGAGAUGUCUGUCCUGUCUUUGAAUAUGACGGAAUAUUCUGAACAGGUUAUCAUCCUGAAGCGUCAAGUGCAAUGCAAAGAGGAAGAAAUACGAGGGAUGGAAGAGGCUUUAUCAAAGGCUGAAAGGGAAGCUCAUUUACUGAAAGAAGUACAAACAGCUGAUGUAAGAGAUGCAAGCGUGAAGAUAUCUGUCCUUUCUGAGCAAAGUAAUACAAUGAGGCUAGAGCUAGAAAGAGUUAGAGUUGAGAAUGAAGCUAAAACCAAAGAAAAUGAGGAAUUAAUAAGACAAAGCAGUGAGAACAGCAUUACAAUUAAGGAUCUCCGUUCUGAAAUCAAAGCCAGCAAUGUUGCAUAUCAUAACAAACUUGCGGAGUGUGAGUCACAAAUUACUUUGCUGAAAGAACAAAUCAGUAAAUCAUCUGAAAAGCUACAAGAAACUGAGGAUAAACAAAGAAAAGAAACCGAAUAUUUGAAAUCUCAGCUUGAGGAAAACAAUACUCUAAAGGAAAAAUGGAACAAUUUGCUUAAAGAGAAAGAGAGUAAAGCACAGACACUUGAAAAUGAGUUAAAAUCAAUUAAAGAUGCAUAUAACAAACUGGUUUUGGAAAACGCUAAAAAAGAUGAGGAGCUGGCUGAGUUAUCUAGGAAGCUUAUAGAACAUACCGAACGUCAGGAAACAAUUAAACAAGAAUUACAAGAGAAACAAGAGUUCAUUAUUUCAUUAGAGCAGAAGCUUGGGGUUUUGGAGCAGCAAAAUGAAGAGACUAAACUUAAAUUAACUGGAGAUCUGAAAGCCAAAGAGACGUGUUGCAAAGAACUUAAUAACCAAUUAAAUGAAAUACAUAAACAAAUUAACAAGAUGGAAAUAGAGACAUGGGAGAAAGCUUCAGCUAAUAAGCAAUUGCAGGCAGAUCUUGAAGGGCAAGAAGAAAAAUUGGCAGAGCAAAUAAAAGCAAAUGAAUAUCUGAAAAAAAGUAUAGAUGUCAUGCAAAAAGAGAAGGAACAGCUGAUCAGUGAAAAUGAGAAUUUAUCCAAACUCCUGGAUGUAAAAGAGUGUGAAUUGUUAAAGAAAAUCCAGGCUGUGGCAGAAAUAGAGAAUAAGUUAUCUGUUAGCACUGCUGAGUACGAAAGAACUCUUUCAGUACUAAAUUGUGAUAAAAACACUCUGGCAAAAGAGAUUGAACAACUUUCAAUACUUGCCAAGCAAAAAGAAAAUUCAGUUGCAGAACAGCUGCAGGAGAAAACAAAGGAAUGUAACGUGCUAGCUGAUCAGUUGUUUGAAAGCAAGGAACAGACACAACAGUUGCAUGAACAAAUGCAAUCACUUCUCAUUCAGCUGAAGGAUACUGGAGACAAAGAAAUAAAGAAAGAAGAAAUGUUAAAUAAUAAGUUAUCUGAAUGCAGUAGCCUAAUCCAAGAGCUCAGCCAUAGUAAGGAAAAGAAUUUACUACUGCAGGAACAAAUUCAUAUUGCAACUUUGGAUUUUGAAGCUGCGAACAGGUCUCUAGAAGAGAAAAUCCUUCAAAAUGAUUCAUUACGUAAGGCAAUGGAAGAGAGUAAGUUUUGUAUUGUAGAGUUGCAGGAUGAAAUUAAAAGUCUUAAAGAUGAAAAAACAAAGUUAUCUCAGUUGGUAGAGGAAAGAGACCUGACUGUAAAAAGUCAGGGUUCAGAACUUGAGAAGUUUCAUAGGCAAGUUUCUGAAAAAAUGGGAGAAAGUACAGUGUUAAAUAAUAAGCUACAGCUAUUAAGCAAAGAAGUGGAUGUGCUUAAGCAUGAAAAGGAGGACUUUUCAAGCUUAUUGAGCGAGAAGUCACGUGAAUGUGAAGUUCUUCAGUCACAGUUGGUACAGCAACAGUCUGAAAUUACUUCAGCAAGGCAACAAGCACAUACAGCAGCUCUAGAAAAUGAAAAAUUGAAAGUAGACAUUGAAACAGUUAAUGUUAUGGUAAUGAAAAAGUCAGACGAAGUAGCUGCUUUAACCUCACACUUGUCCCAACAAAGUCAUAAUAUUUUAGCUCUGAAGGACCAAAUUGAUGGCCUCUUGAUUGAAAAGGAAAACUUAAAAAUUGUCUUUGACGAAAAAGAAACUCUCCUUUCUGAAAAGGAGGCUUUGAUUCAGCAGAUGAAAGAGAGUAAAAUGGCAGGAGAAGGGCAAUAUAUGCAAAUCAUUUCAGAUCUGCAAAACCAAAUACAAGCCCUAGGUUUUGAAACCAGCCAGCUUAGACAUGCAGUGCAGGAAAAAGAAAAUGAAUUUAAGAGGCAAGCCCAAGAAUUACAGUUAUUAAAAGAUAAAUCUGAAGAGUCUGAUGUACUUAGGGUUCAACUGUCUGAGAAUAUGGAGGUUAUUUCUGACCUUCAAUAUCAGCUUAGAAAUGUGACGGAAAAAUCAUCCCAGUUGAAUGAUUCAAUUAUACAGAAGGAUGAAUCUUUAAAACAAAAGUUAGAUGAAUACAUCAGUUUAAAAGCGCAGCUUUCUGAGGUACAGGCGUCUUCUGUUUUGCAGCAGAAACAGUUGGAGCUUCUAGCCUCUGAAGCGGAACAAUUAAAAGUACUUGUUUCAGAAAAAGAAUUAACCAUCAACGAUAUUUCACUAUCUAGUGAGAAUUUAAAGACGCAACUUCAAGAGAAAGAGAAUGAAUGUGAGGUCUUAAAGAAACAGGUGGUAGAGCUGGAGGAAGUGAAAGUGAAUUUACAAAAAGAAAUACAACAUCAGAAGAAUGUAAUAAUUGAGAUGGACCAGUCCUUAUCAGAAAAGGAGUCAUCUCUUAAGGAAAAUAAAAGUCUCCUCAAAACUCUGAAGGAGAAAGCAAGGAAAGAUGAAGAGAAGACAAAUUUAAUUUCUCAGCUCAAAAGUCAGGUACAUGAACUAACACAAGAACUACAGAAAUCUAAAGAACUAGUCCAUGAGAGAGAAGGUGCCUUUUUAUCUCUUCAGGAGAAAAUUGAAGCGCAGUAUGAACAUAGAACUGAGUUGAAUGCAGCUCUUGAGAAAAAAGAAGAAGUCAUUGCUGGACUGCUUAAUUCUUUAAAGGAGAAAGAUACCAGUAUACAGUUGGCAGAUAGCAACGUUAAUGUUCUUUCUAGUGAGAUUGAGGUUCUCAGAGAAAAAUUAGAGAAAAGUGGUACAGCCAUGAAAAACCUUACUAAGGAAUUUCAGGAAAAGAACGAGAAGCUUGAUAUUAAUCAGAAGAAAAUUGAUUCUUUGACAAUUGAACUUGACUCGCUUAAAAACGAACACCAAAAAGCACUAGACCAAAUAAGUACAUGGGAAGAACAACUACAGCAAAAAGAUUUGUCUGUGAAGUCUCUGCUUGUGAAGUGCACUGAACAGGCAGAUAACAUAGCAUGUUUGAAGGUAGAGUUGAACAAUGUAAAUUCCAAAUCGUCUCAAGACUGCCACGACAAUGCGCUUUCAAUAGUUAGUCUGCAGUGCCAGGUAGAGUCUUUAGAGGAAGAAAAAAAUCGGUUGCAAGAAGAUGCUGAUAAACUGAUGGCUGAAAACGCACAACUUGCUACAUCUCAAAAUCAUUUGCAAAAGAAAUUGGAAGAGCUCCAAGAAAUCAAUGAAAAACUAGAAACCAGCGAGAAUUAUUCAAGAAUGCAGAUAGAUGCUGUCAAACUGCAGAUGAAGACUGAAAAAGAGAAGUUACAGAUGCAGGUUAGUGUGAAGGGUGAAGAACUUUCUAAACUAGAACUUAAAUUUGAAACUCUAGAACAAAGUCUGCUUGAGUCAGAGAGCAAAUGGGUGACGGAACUUGAUAGGGCAACUUUACAAAAUAAUAAUCUUACUGAGCAAUUGAGCAGUUUAGAAAGUGAAAUGAAAUCAAAGGAUAACAAAAUCCAGUCUUUGCAGCAAGAGCUGGGUCUUAUAAAAGAGGAAUUAACUCGAAGCUUAUCUCCAUUACUUAGUAGUAAGCUUUUAUGUAAAGAAAAGGCACAGACUUCAGAUUCUGAACUGCAGCUAGCUGAUAGUAAAAUUCAGUUGGAAAAACUCUCCACUCUGAUAACCACUAUUUUGAGCAAAGAAACAGAAGGAGAACAAUUGCAACUGGUGCUUUUAGAAAAACAAAAGGAAAUAGACACCAUGAAAGAUGAAUUAAAAAGUAUGCAAUCACUUGAGAAGCAGAAGGAGUUGCUGCAGAAUGAUAUUGAAAAGAUGAAGGGCAAAUACAAAUCUGAAAUUGAAUGUCUGUCAAAAAAAAUGGUUGCAGUCAAGGAAACAUUAUGUAAACAACAGUCUCUCUUGCAAGAAAAGGAGGAAUCUUUUGCAGAAAUAAAUAAGCAGGUUGAGUUUCUUCAAGACAAGAUAAAUAAAUCAGAAGAAAUAGUAAGAACCAGUCAAGAAAAACUGCACAUUGAAGGUAAAAAAGUAGCAAGUCUCCUUGAAGAAGUGGGAAAAAAAGAUCAACUCAUCGAAAACUUAACUUCCCAGGUAAAUCAGCAGAAGGAUUUAAUUUCUGGUCUAAGCCAGCAACUGAAAGAAAAGGACUGUUCUGUUACCCAGAUCAUGGAAUCAUUGUCUAAUGAAAUGCUGAAUUUUUCUGAAGAGAGAAACACAUUAAAUACCAAACUGCAAGACCUCGAAGCUGUUCAUAAUAGUUCUGUGGGAGAGCUAAAACGGGUAUUGCAGGAACUUGAGAAUUGUAAGAAAGAGCUGGAGCGUAGUCAGGUUAUGUUAAGCAGUAGAGAAGCCGUGUUUAAAGAUUUAAUGAAUGAAAAAGAGGAGAUGCAGUUUAAUCUUGAGAAAAUGGGCAAGGAAAAAGAGAAUCUGAAAAAGAAACUUCAAGCAGCCUUGAUAAUAAGAAGAGAUCUAAUGCAAAAAGUUGGAAAACUAGAAAAGAGUGGACAGGAAGAAAUAGAAAAAGAGCAAAAAAAAGCAGAGGAGCUGUUGAAGAAAGUUGAUGAGUUAACAGACAAUCUGAAACUAGUUGAAGUAGAAAAUAAAGAUUUUAAGUCUCAUCUUGGAACUUUGAAGCAACAACUUUUAGAAAAAGAUGCCAAAAUAAGUGACUUGACUGAAAUUUUGUCUUCAAAAGCUGCUUAUUUAGAGGAACUUCAGGACAAUAUUGCAGAACUAAAUGAUGUCAUUGCUGAUAAACAAAAUACAUGUGCGCAGAACCAAAAAUCUUUAGAGGAGAAGGACUGCAUGCUUGCUCAUAUGCAAUCUAUGCUUGAUGAAAAAGCAAGUGCAUAUGAAGAGGAACGUUCUCAGCUGCUCUUAGCUCUUGAAAAGGUGAAGUCUGAAGUUAAGAAGAAGGAAGAAUUGUUGAAAAAUUCCAGUUCAGAAGAGCCUGGUUUAAGUGGUGGGGACAGGAAGAAGUGUCUGGACCCCAACAAUGACAUGAGUGUCAUGAAUCAAUUAAAAGAAGAAAAAGAAGCCUUAGAAAGGGAGCUUUUGGUCAGGAAGGAAGAUAUGAAAAAAAUUCAGAAAGAAAGGGAAGAGCACACUAAACUUGCAGCAGAUUUUGAUGAACAAAAAAACCACCUUGAGCAACUCAAACAAGAACAUAAAGCACUCUGGGAAGUUCUUCAAACAAAAUGUGAAGAACUUGACUUUCUUCAGUUAGGAGACUACCCUCUAGGGAAAGAGCUGGCUUCACCUAAGGCAGUGCUGGGAGAAGAAGCAGCUGACCUAAGGAAUUUGGAAUCGGACAAACCAAGAAGCAAGGUUCAGGUUGCAUCCUUAAAAGAGUCAGAAAACAUGAUCACUUCAGUGGCAAGUAAAGACGCUGAGUUAAAAGAACUAAGAAGUAAUUAUGCAAAACUUCAGGAGGAAACAGAAAUGUUAAAGAAAGAGUUGAGAAAAAUAUCAGUUGAAUUUGGUGAUGAAAGAGAAGAAACAGUCAACUUAAACUCUUUGAGGCAGCAGGAGCAGUACCAGGAGCAAUGUGAGGGCAGCUUGUUGGAGGACAUAAAGCAGCUGCAGAAAAAGCUGAAAGCAUAUGAGGCUGAAGCUAUAGACAUUAAGACAGCGCUUGAACACGUGAAUAAUGAGAAAGAAGCACUUAUUAAAAAAAGUGAAGAGGAUUACAAGAUGAGCCAGGAGAAACUGCAGAGAUUGAGAAUUGAAGGUAAGAAGGAGGUUGCAGAAAAGAAUGAGGAAAUAGAAGCAUUGCGUUGUUCACUUACCAAUUUCAAAGAUAAACUUGAUCUGGAAAAGGAAUUAUUAAAUGAAGCUAUAAAGGAGGGCCAAGAAGCAGCCCGCCAUUACAAAACGGCAUUUGAAGAAAUGAAGAGUGAAAAAGAGAAACUUCUCAGUUGUUUAGAAAAGUCCAGUUUGGAACUAAUUAAUAUGAAAAAGGAGGUAAAACAUUUCAGUGAAGAAAAUAAAAAACUUCUGACAGAGCUAUGUAUGCUACGUGAGAAGGCUGAGAUGAGUAGACCUGUGGUGUCAUGCAAAGAGCUUAAGGAAGAAAAUGAUACUGAAAAAGAAUUGGGAGAGUUUUGUUCGGAAAGUAAUUCCCUUCAAGGAAAGUUACAAGGUAAAGGCACAGGUUUUCAACUAUCAGAGACUGAUUACUCCAGGAAAACUAAACUGAGAGAAGCAACAGAAUGUCAAAUCCAGAAACAAAUGCGAAUGAUUGAAGAGCCGCUGGCAAAAACUGCAGAUGUAAAUGAUUCUAAACCACAAGAGCAAAGAACUAUAGCAGAAGAGAAGUCCAGAGAGCGCCUUCAAAGAAAAUUACAGGCGGCUUUAAUAUCACGUAAAGAAGCCCUGAGAGAAAAUAAGUGUCUAAAAGACCAGAUUGAUAAGCUGAUGUUGGAAAGAGAAGAACUGGUGAACAAGACAGGUAUGCUUGAACACUUGUUAGAGCUUGGUAGAGAAAAACAAAGUUCAAGUACUGCUUCUGCAUUGUCUGAAGAGGAAAGCCUUGUUUCUGAAAACGCUAGGCUGUUGACUGAAAACGAAAACCUCACCGCGGCAUGUGAAAGUCUUAAAUCCACCAUGGAGACGAUAGUUCAGGAAAAAGAGGCCUUUUCUUUCCAGCUGAAUACCUUAAAAGAUUCUCAGACAGUUGAAUUAACAGGAUGGAAGGCUAAACAUAGUGAAUUAAAGCAGGAGUAUGAAUCACUUCUUCAGGCGUAUGAGAAUAUCAGUAGUAAAAUAGCAGAUAUGAGGCAAGUUAUUGAUCUCAGUAGAAAAGAGAAGCAAGAGGCUAUUCAAAAACUCAGGGAAGGAGAAUCUGAGAAGGAGGCUCUCGAGAAGCAUUUACAAAAACUCAUUGAUGAAAAUGAGGUUAUUAAGAAUCAACUGAAACAACUCGGUGAAUCCAAGAAAAUGGAAGUUGACGAAUUACAAAGUAAAGCAGAAAGGCAGAUACGUGAGCAAGAGGCAAGGAUGCAAGAACACCAGGAUCGUCUCCAUGAACUCACUGAACAGAAUCAUCAGCUAAUGGAGGAAAAUGAGCAACUGAAACAAACUUCUGAAAAUUUAAAGCAGGCUUUAGAGAAAAUUCAGAAUGAAAAUGAUAUUCUUCAUGACAACAUCACUGUAACUAAAGCAGCUUUGGGAGAGCUCCAAGUUCAAAUGGAAGUGUACCAAAAUGAUAUGCAAUCUAAAAUCAAUGAUGCAUUACAUGAGAAUGAAUCAUUGUUAAAGGACGCUAAUGUGUUAAAGGAUAAACUCUCUGAAAAAGAACAAGAUGUGCUUGUCCUAGAACAAGAAAGAAAAUUAAUUUCAGAAAAAGCAAAAGAAACUGAAAAAUCUUUGGACCAUAAGAAUCAUUGUCUAACAAAGCUGGACAUGGAAUGUAAAAGUCUUACACAAGAAAUUGUUAGUCUAAAUGAAAAAGUAAAGAUUUUAGAGGAUGAUAAAUGUCUGUUACAGGAAGAAUUAGAAAAUGCACAAGAAAGUUCUUACAAAGUAAAGAAUGAGAGAGAAUUUCUUGAGACAGAAUUGCUUAAUCAUGUUAAAAAAGUUGAUCAUCUUACUGAUAGAAUGAAAUCAGCACAGGUACAGAAUAACUUGCUGUUACAGCAACUGGAAGAAUUAAAGGCAGAAAAAUGUAACAUGAUUAGAGAAAAAGAAGAACAACAGUUACAUCUUGUAAAAAUGUUUGAGGAGAAGGUGAAAAGUGCUCAGAGGGAUAAUAAUGGGAGUAAAAACAAAACAAAAGAAUUGCAAGAACUCUUAAAGGAGAAACAGCAGGAGAUCAGCCAUUUGCAAAAGGAUUCUAUAAAGUUCCAGGAGCUGAUCCUGGAUUUGGAAAGAUCUGUGAAACUGUCACAGUCAAAAAGUGAAAAAUUCGAAAAGGACUUAAGUAAUACGUCAGAAAAGCUUGCGAAGUCAAGUGAAGAAAUAUAUCAGCUCAAGGGAAAGCUUUCUUCACAGGUGAACUUGUUGGCUCAGUCAAAGAAUGAAGUGGGCAGGCUUACAGAUGAGAAUCUAAAUUGGAGAAAAGAACUGAAGAAGAAAGAAGACGAGCUACACAUUCAAAAGAGAGAAUAUGAGAGAGAAUUGGAAUUUAAUCUUCAACAAUUAAAAUCGGUUCACAAAAGAGAAAUUUUGAACCUAGAGGAAAGACACGGUGCCCUUGAGAGAGAAAAAGAUAGGGCAAUUAGUGAGAUUCAUGGUUUGCAAGACGAAGUUAGCAUUAAGGACUCUCAAAACAAGAAACUUCAAGCAGAUUUGAAUGCGGCUUUGGCACGAUUAGCUGCUUUUACAAAGUGUAUGUCCUCUCUUCAGGAUGACCGGGACAGGGUAAUCACUGAAAUGAAAACCUGGGAAAUGCAGUUCAAAGAGGCCAUCCAAAAUAAAGAGAAACAGAUAGAAGACAGUAAUAAAAGAAUAACGUCUUUACAAGAUGAAUUGAGAGACAAAAUUACUCAGAUUCAAGAACUGAAUAUCAAAUAUUCUGUGGUAGAGGAAACAAAGGAUGAACUGUAUUUGAGGCAAAAAUCUGUUGAUACACAACGCUAUGAAGAGCUCUGCAGAAUAAAAGAAGAAAAUACAGUUUUUUUUAACAGGCAGCAAGAAUUGGAGAGUGUUCUUCAGUCCAAAGAAGAAGCUUUGCAAGCACUCCUUAAAGAAAAUAAUUCUCUUAAUCAUCUGAUAGAGAAUAGUAAAAGUGCAGGAAGAGAGAUAAAAACUCUGGAAAGUAAUUUUACAAGACAGGAACAAGAGUUGCAGCAGCUUCUAGCCGAGAAGGAAAAAAUUAAUGCUGAAUUGCAAAAGCAGAUUACCAUUUCUGAGCAAAUGAAGAUCAUGCUAAAUAAUAAAGACAAAGAAAUUUCCUUACUCAUUUCUUCAAAAGGUGAUGAAAUUUCUGACUAUCUGAUUCAGGUACAGACUCAACAUAGAAAACAAAUCAAAGAGUAUGAACUUCAGUUAAGGUCUUUGCAGAUAGAGAGACAACAAUCUGAGGAGUCCUGUCAGAGGAUGGAAAACGAAUUGAGAAAUCUCCAGAUGAAAGCAGACAAAGCAGGUCAAGAUAAGGCUGCAAUUGCCAGUGAAAUAGAUGCCUUUAAAAAAUCAAUGUCAUCUCUUCAGAAUGAUCGGGAUGAUCUUUUUUCUAAAUACAAAGAGCUGGAACAUCUUCACCGAGAUGUCUUAAAUCAGCGGGACAGUCUUAUAGUUGGCAAUGCAAGUGAGAAUAAUGCUUUGAAACAAGAAUUAAGGAUACUGCUCAAUCAAAUAGAUGAUCUUCAUUCCGAAAAUGCAAUGCUAAGUGCACAGCUGAUAAAGUAUAGGGAGGAUCUUAACCAAGUUUUGUCUCUGAAAGACCAUCAGUUGAAAGACUUACUUAAGCAGAAAUUGGAUUGUAUUAAAAGCCUUGAACAAGAAAAGUACGAUCUUCAAAAACAAAUAAAAGAAAUGCAACUUUCCAAUGAACUGCAAAAGGAUACUGUUGUAUCUCUGGAACAUGAAAAUAAAAAAUUAGUGUCUAAAGUAAAUGAUUUGGAAUCUUUAAUUGCAUCAUUAAACAAAGAGAAACUUGUUUCUGAAUCUGGAGAGAAACUGCGAACUAGUGAUAGCGUUCAGAAAAAAGAAUGUGUAUCAAAUGGACAGUAUGGAGAAAAUCUUCCGAAGAAGAUUCAAGAACUCCAGAAAUCAAGAGGCGGAAAUACUAAGGGUGCAGAUGAAGAAUACAGUAAGACUCUUUUGACACUUGAACAUGGAGAUGAACCUGGUGCUUUUGCAGAGAAGAUGAUAUUAGAAGUUCAAUCUCAAAAUAGUGAGCUGAGGUCCCAAAAUGAGGCCUUUGGGAAAGCAAUGACUGCUCUGCAAAAUGAUAGAGAUAGGAUAAUAGAGGACUUAAAGGUACUUCAGAGCAAAUACAUAUCUGAACUCAAAACUGAAAAAAAGAGAGGAGAUGAACUCGAAGCUGAAUUGGAUGGCUUUAAAUUACAUCUUAUCAGUAUGCUCAAAGAAAAUUCUCUUCUGAAUCGUGUUAUUUUUGAUGCUGCAGAUAAGGUUACACUUGAUCAGAUUGCUGAUGAAAUUGAAAAUCUCUGUAGGACGUUUGUUAGUCGUGAGAUGGAGAUGAGCAGGCUCUCUUCUGAGUGUGGGAAUUAUGUUCACCAGAUUGAAGCGUUUUCCAAGGCUAUGGCCAGUCUUCAGGAUGACCGAGACAAAUUGCUGCAGGAACUCAGCAAUCAGAAGGCUAAAGAAGGAGCCAGCUUUGCAGCUGUUGAAAUAUCAAAACUGAAGACCAAGGUCGAUGAUUUGGAGAAGGCAUUGCAUCAGACAAAAGCCUUCCAAGCAGAAACUGAGAGAGAGAUUGCAACAUACCAGAAUGAGCUUGCUGGAUUAAGAAUGGAAAACAACCUCCUCCUCUCAGAGUCCCAGGCACUGCGAAAUCAAUGUCAAGUCACAGUUGCUGAGAAAGACCGACAGAUUGCAGAACUACAGAAGCUGCAACAAGACAUGAUUGUUAAGAAAUCAGUCUCUGCUGGCAGCAAUUACCCCGUCAAGGUUUUAGAAACUGCCUCCCUCGCUGGAAGCGCAGACAUGCCGGAGGAAAUCAAACACGUCUUAGCUGAGAAGAAUCAGCUUCAAAAUGAACUGCAGCACUGUCUUCAGGAGAUACACCAGAAGGAUCUGCAUUUUCAGCAGAUUAAUUCAAAGGUUGUGCAGUCAGCAGAAGAGAAUGCCGUCUUGUCUGCCCAGUUGAAGACACUUUCGCAGACUCUAAGGGAUAACCAGCUUCGUUACACUGACUUGCAAAAUCGUUAUUUAAGACUGGAGAGGGAGUAUCAGACCAUGCAAGUGACGUCUUUCCAAGGCACUGUUCAGGAUGAAAGUAGAGCAGAAGUUCCCCCUGGAGCACCACAGGAAAGAUCUGCCGUUAUUGUUGAAAUAGACAAUAUGGAGCUAAAUGAACUCAGAAAAAGGCUUGCAGAGACUGAGCAACAAUAUGAUUCAGUGCAGCAGGCGCUCUCACAGCUGACAGAAACACUGUCAGAAGAGAAGAGGAGGAGAGAAGCUGCAGAAGAGGCUCUCGGACUCUCUGAGGAGCGAAGUAACAGAUUUGAAGUAAGCAGUUACAGGUCUGUACCUAGCGAAUACACUGUUCAGAUGGAAAGUGAGGAGGAAAGAGAAGCCUUAAUCAUCAAUCCUAGUGAACAUGUUAUUGUACGAAAAGUGAAAGGAGGAGCCCUUUCCUUCCGAAGAUGGCUUCGAGGGCGAAGUCUUUACUGUUCUAAGCUGCUGACCUCCAGGGCAAAAUCCCGCUAUUUAUUCCUCACAUACCUAGUUACACUACAUCUUGUUGUUUUACUGUGCCUCACCGGUGUUCUCUGAAUACACUGCAUUUUCUGGGUAAAUUAUUUCCCUGUAGGUAAUGGUGUGCCAAUUCAAGAUAAUAGACUUUUCACAUGCUGCUGUUAAGCUAUGCACUGGACACAGUUGUAUAUAUUCUUGUUACACUACACGAAUCUUGAGCUUCUUAAAAGAAAUUUGUGUAUAUCACAGUUGCUCCAAAGUUGACUUGAAUUGCUCUUUAACAGUGGAAUAUUAUAUUUGCUAAGGAGAAGAUAUUCCCCUCUGCCCUAUAAAGAAAACUGCUGCAUACAAGUUAUUUAAUAUUGUUUGUGAGUACAUAAUGAUUGAUUACUACUGAAUGGGUUGUAAAUGAUAUCUUUUCUAUAUAAAUUUUAUUUUAAGAGUUAAACUAUAAAUUUUAAAGGAAUAUUCAGCUAUUACUGUUUAUUGGCUUCUUGAUUACAACAAGAAGUUUUAUAGAGUGCAAUAAAGGAAGAACUACUGGAUUUUUUUUUUUUUUUGGCUGAAAAUAAAAGCAUUUAAGAAGGUUGUUCUUUGGCCAUACAGUUUGUAAUGGCUCUGACAAGGUGCACGGAUAUGUAUGUGGUAAUGAGGUAAGCCGAUGAUUAAAGAUUCAGUAAAGAUUCAGAGUUGAGAUGACAUUAAGAAAUCUCUUCAACUUCUUACUCCUUUACUGUUGUUUAAAGGUGCAAUUUCUGUAACUUUUCUCGUGUUUUUUGGUUUUUUUUUUUAAAUUCACUUGCACUUCUUGUCUUGGUGGGUUUAGUUACUGCCUGUCUUAGGGGCAAAAUGUUACUCAGCUGCUCCACACAUGAAAUUCAAGCUUGUAAAGAUGCAACCUUCCGUAUUUUACAUGUUUGGGCUUCAAGAUACAAAGGAAUAAAGGGUACAUUUUCAACUAAGAGGCUAUAAGAAGCAGGAUUUGCAUUCAGUUUCUGUAGACAAGUAAUAGUGUUGUGCGUUGCAUAUUAAUACAUCCAUGUUUUGUUACAAUGUUCUCUGAAACUGCACAACUAUUUCUCUGACUCAAAAAAUAGCUUAUUUGUGAAGACUGUGGCCACUGGAAGCUGGCAGGUUGUUUUUACACCCUGUAUUGUUGUUUGGUGUUUGUUCUCUCUGUGUUUCCGCUCACAUCUGUAUAAAAUGGAGAUACAAUCAAAACAAGCCGAGUCUAAAGGAGUAGAUAAAAUCACAAAAAAGCAGUAGCCGUUUGAUUUCCUGUUUGCUAGACUAAAAUCCUAAAAAUCUUGUGGGGAAAAGAAAAACCUAAUGAGUAUGGAAAUGGAAGGAUUCCAUCAGUUUUACCGAUGGGCAGAUGCAAGGUUGGCUUUGAAGAGGUGUUAGUGAAGUGAAUUAUCUGCUUAAGGUCCAAGGAUUCUUGUACGCGAGGUCUGCGUGACAGCUAAGAAAGAAGGAUUGGUUGGCAUUUACAUUUGCAGAGUUAACAUUUACCAAAUUGUAUCUGAUGUUCUGCAUCGCUUGUGUUUGUCACGUGGAAUGGGGAAUAUUGCCAGCCGUAGUUACCACUGUAGGUAAAGCCUGUAAACUUUCUUCUUUCGAUGGUUAAUAUUUCUUAGUCUAGUAAAGGUCUGGAUUUCUAUAUCAAUCCAAUGUAUUCUAAUGGAAUUGAUGUCUUCUUUUUUCUUUUUUUUUUGCAAAAUGGUAAUGGCUCAUCUCUUUUGAAUGGCUGGUUGCUGAUUCAGUCCCCGUUUUCAGCCAUAGUGUCACCCAAGUACUGAGAUAAGUCAGCUAUUUUCAGUCUUUGCGCCACACAAACACACACCAGGUACAGUUGAAACAUGAGUACUGUACAUGGUAAGACUUUUCCCUUUCCAGCUUGAAGAUGGGUGUUAACAGAAUGAUAGUGAGCUAUUCUUAGCUAAUUGUGUUAUAAUGAAGCAGAAUGCUUUCCAAUUACAACAGUGGGCCUACAAAUCCUUCCAGUCUCACUCAUCUAGUGUGAGGGAUUUUUGUCCUGAGGGGAGAAAACAACCCUCUGUCAUGAGGCAUAGCAAGUUAGCGAGUGGGAAAGGAUCCAGAGAUGUUAGAAAUUCUGCCCUAAUUUAUCCAGGCCUUUGUGCUGUCACUGUGAUAAGCACAAACUGAAAGAAAGUUUCCAAAAAUGGCUUGACGCAUGUAGAUACUCUGUGAACUCCAUUCCAGAAGCUGAUAUAAACGUAAUGGAAGGUGAGAUCGUGUCAUUUGCAAAGAGGCUUCUACAAAUCAUCACCAUUUCCUGGGUAAGUAUCGCCCUGAGAGUUCUUUCGUGUUACAGUUCAUGAUUUUAAUGCUUCGCUUCCCUUGGUCUGAGACCUUUUGGGGAUUUGCACACUUCUUGCACUUGGAUGCUGUUUGCCUCAGGCUUUGAAGGAAUUCCAAAGGGUCCCCUGGGGUAAGGUAAAUCAGGUUUGACUACACGGUUGCAGGGAAACGUGCGGACGUUCCUCAUCGCUGGAAGGAUCAGUAGUGUGCAAUGAAACCUUCUUGGUCUAUUUGAAACCUGGAAGAACACUUCAGUAGUGUUUGGUGUCUGGACAUCAGGCCUUACGCAGAAACCAAAAGGAAGGUUUCUGUUAAUUGUAUUUAAUUUUGCACUGGGAAUUAGAAAAAUAAAAAUCGAAACUAAAAAUAAAGCAAAUUUAGGAAAUGUAUUUAGGAACUUCAUCUGGUGAAAAGAUUUCCGAAUAGUUGCUUUGUGGAAAUGAUUAUUAAACCUAUAAAUUCAGCAGCUGUAAAGCAAUACCAUGACUCAAUC
Aptenodytes forsteri (emperor penguin) is the source of this 14742-nucleotide messenger RNA. Its product is annotated as golgin subfamily B member 1-like. NCBI's taxonomy places the organism in Eukaryota, Metazoa, Chordata, Aves, Sphenisciformes, Spheniscidae. The record is from RefSeq and is a predicted model, not a curated record. Gene Ontology annotation, cellular component: Golgi apparatus. The coding region runs from base 117 to 12005 and encodes 3962 amino acids. The transcript is spliced from 11 exons.